Messenger RNA from Diuraphis noxia (Russian wheat aphid), 1111 nucleotides. RefSeq lists its product as uncharacterized. Gene Ontology annotation, cellular component: dynactin complex. The record is from RefSeq and is a predicted model, not a curated record. Gene Ontology annotation, biological process: cytoskeleton-dependent cytokinesis. NCBI's taxonomy places the organism in Eukaryota, Metazoa, Arthropoda, Insecta, Hemiptera, Aphididae.
CUGCGCGUGUGUACACCGGAAACCCGUCGCGGCGUCGUGGAUCGAGUUUCGUGAUACCAUAGAACAAUAGUGAUACUGGCGUAGCCGCAGAACAGAAUAUAGAUGAAUAGCAGCCUUAAGUAGCCACUUAGCCAGCGGUUGUGGACDUUGUGGUUACACACAAUAUUAUGCUGAAACCGUGAAACUAAAGGCGAUAAGCGAUAAGUCGAGAAUAUUAUUCAUUUUCAUUGCAGGAAUUGCAGCUGAAACGCUUAAAGCUUAUGUAGUUGACGGUUGUACCCAUAACACAUUGACCAGUGACCACACAAUACACCAAAUAGGUAUAGACGUAUAGUAGAUACCUAAACUGUAAUAUAACUUUUUAUGUAUCAAAUUAAUAAAUGUUAUUAACACCUAAAUAGUAAAUUUUGAACAGUUGUACGAGUGUAUAGCAAGAUUAUGGAAACUGACAAAAUUUCCAUUUUAGAAAAAUGUGUUGCUGCCUUAGAACUGAAAGUAUUCGGUAUAAACAAAGAUGCACAAGCUGCUCUGCCGAGUGGUAGCCUUCUUGAAGAAGUGAAACAAGUUGACAAUAACAUUGGUAAUGCAUGUAUUGGUCAUCCAUAUGCUACUGCUUUACUCAGCCAUGUAAAACUUUUGGACAAGUUGAUGGAUCCUUUUUAUGAAGACUAUCAACCAGAAUURUCUAAACGAGAAGUUAUACUUUCUGCUGAAGCUGAAAUAAUUGGAUAUGCUCAACAACUUCAACAGCUUAAUGAAAAGUGGCCAGCUCUAAAUGAUAAGUAUUACAGUGAAAUAGACAAGCAUACUGAAGAAAUUGAAAUAUUGGUUGAGAAUGAACGCAAACAACGUGAAUUAAUUAAAGAACAAACUGAACACAUACACACAUUAUUAUUCAGGUAUGAACAGCUUAUGUUAAAAUUUUCAGUGGCGUUUGAUUCAUUAGAGAAAGAAAUUACAGUAUUAGAGUAUAAAGUUUCAAAAAAACCAGAAGAAGAUGAUGAAGAUGGUAWUUAAUGUUAAUGCCAGUGUUAAUUAUAUGUAUUGAAAAUAUAAAUAUUUAACUUUUAUUACAUAUUUGUAUAUAUCACAACUUGUUAAUAAAUAACUU